CGGCAUCCCCCACCCGGAGACGUCCAACUCCAUCACCAACCCUCCGAUAACCCUCCUUCCAUAAGUAAUACCCAGCUCCAAACCCACGCACGAUUGUUGUUCAACUCGGCUCUGUUCGUUUCCUCCGCCGCCAACACCACGCCACGCGAGCGCCGCACGAGGAGCGCGCGUUGAUCCAGCUCGAAAGGGAUAAAGAAUGGCGCCGCCGCCCGAGGGGGACGGGGAAGGCGGCGGUGGCUGCGCGAGGUGGCUUCGGCGGGAGGUGCUGCUGGCCCUCGCGCUGGGGCAGCUCGUCUCGCUGCUCAUCACCUCCACCGGCUUCUCCUCCUCCGAGCUCGCGCGCCGAGGUAUCAAUGCACCGACGUCACAGUCCCUCUUGAACUACAUCCUUCUUGCUCUUGUCUACGGUGGCAUACUCCUCUACCGGAGACAGCCGCUCACGACAAAAUGGUACUACUACUUGAUCCUUGGCAUUAUUGAUGUGGAGGCUAACUAUAUCGUUGUCAAGUCUUAUCAGUACACAUCUUUGACGAGUGUGAUGCUUCUGGAUUGUUGGUCAAUUCCAUGUGUAAUUGUUCUUACUUGGAUCUUUUUGAAGACCAAAUAUGGAUUCAGGAAGUUCUUUGGUGUUGGGGUUUGUGUGGCUGGCCUUAUAUUAGUAGUAUUUUCGGACGUCCAUGCUUCUGACCGAGCUAAAGGACCCAAACCUUUGAAGGGUGAUUUGCUUGUAAUUGUUGGCUCCAUGCUUUAUGCUUGCAGUAAUGUUACAGAGGAAUAUCUGGUCAAGAAGAACAACCGAAUUGAGUUGAUGGCUAUGUUGGGAAUUUUUGGAGCAGUUAUCAGUGGCAUACAAAUAAGUGUUCUCGAGCGAGAAGAACUUCAUUCGAUCAAAUGGAAUGCCGGCGCGGUGUUCCCUUUUAUCGGAUUCGCAUUGGCAAUGUUCCUGUUUUACUCGACUGUACCUACGGUGCUGAAGAUUUGCGGGGCAACCAUGCUAAAUCUCUCACUCCUGACCUCAGACAUGUGGGCUGUCCUGAUCCGCAUCUUCGCUUACCAUGAGAAGGUUGACUGGAUGUACUUUGUUGCGUUUGCCUGCACAGCUGGGGGCCUUCUGGUCUACUCGUACAGGAGCUCCAAGGAGGCCGAUGACACGGCGCAGGUCGCAGGGGCCAGCGACGAGCAGAGUAGGGUAGGGGAUGAGGAAUCUGGAAUUCAGAACCAGGUGCGAAGUUCCUUUGCUGGCGGCAACGAUGACCAGGCCUCCUACAAGGAGUUGCCAUCAAAGGGCAGCCCCUCCAAGAACUAGGCAAUAGACGCAUAGGCUGAUAUUCAUACGGCAAUAGGCAGUUGUAACAACUCAGUGAGGAAAUCUUUACUUGUACACGUAAAGGGAAACCUGUCCAAUUUGUGAUAUCGACUUUCUUCUCUUUGUAAAA
Hordeum vulgare subsp. vulgare (domesticated barley) is the source of this 1436-nucleotide messenger RNA. RefSeq names its product solute carrier family 35 member F1-like. Gene Ontology annotation, biological process: transmembrane transport. The transcript is spliced from 11 exons. NCBI's taxonomy places the organism in Eukaryota, Viridiplantae, Streptophyta, Magnoliopsida, Poales, Poaceae. Gene Ontology annotation, cellular component: membrane. The coding region runs from base 197 to 1306 and encodes 369 amino acids. The record is from RefSeq and is a predicted model, not a curated record. Gene Ontology annotation, molecular function: transmembrane transporter activity.